AUGGAUUUGCCUGGACCAAUACACGAUUUUCUUUUAGUUUUUCUGGGAUCGGGUCUUCUAUUAGGGGGCCUGGGAGUGGUAUUACUUACCAAUCCAAUUUAUUCUGCCUUUUCAUUGGGAUUGGUUCUUGUUUGUAUAUCCUUAUUCUAUAUUCUCUCAAAUUCUCAUUUUGUAGCCGCUGCCCAGCUCCUUAUUUAUGUGGGAGCCAUAAAUGUUUUAAUCCUAUUUGCUGUCAUGUUCAUGAAUGGUUCAGAAUAUUAUAAAGAUUUUAAUCUGUGGACCAUUGGGAAUGGCGUUACUUCGUUGGUUUGUACAAGUAUUCUUGUUUCGCUAAUUACUACUAUAUUAGAUACAUCAUGGUACGGGAUUAUUUGGACUACAAGAUCAAACCAAAUUAUAGAACAAGAUUUGAUAAGUAAUAGUCAACAAAUUGGAAUUCAUUUAGCAACAGAUUUUUUUCUUCCAUUUGAAUUCAUUUCAAUAAUUCUUUUAGUUGCUUUGAUAGGUGCAAUUGCUGUGGCUCGUCAGUAA
This is a messenger RNA of Theobroma cacao (cacao), 531 nucleotides long. NCBI's taxonomy places the organism in Eukaryota, Viridiplantae, Streptophyta, Magnoliopsida, Malvales, Malvaceae. The record is from the annotation of a RefSeq genome assembly.